This is a messenger RNA of Capra hircus (goat), 2096 nucleotides long. RefSeq names its product cytochrome P450 4X1 (gene CYP4X1). Bases 47 to 1579 code for a protein of 510 amino acids. The transcript has 12 exons. Gene Ontology annotation, molecular function: monooxygenase activity; heme binding; oxidoreductase activity, acting on paired donors, with incorporation or reduction of molecular oxygen. NCBI's taxonomy places the organism in Eukaryota, Metazoa, Chordata, Mammalia, Artiodactyla, Bovidae. The record is from RefSeq and is a predicted model, not a curated record.
UAAACAAAGCUCCCCUCCGGCAAGGCAAUCCUCGCAGCGCAAAGCGAUGGAGUCCUCCUGGAUGGAGUCCUUCUGGCUUGAGGCGCACUGGACAAGGCCCUUUCACCUGACGCUGGCGUUCUGUUUGGCCCUAGGGCUGCUGCAGGCCAUCAAGCUCUACCUGCAGAGGCAGAGGCUGCUUCGAGACCUGCGCCCCUUCCCCUCGCCCCCCACUCACUGGCUCUACGGGCAUCAAAAGUUAUUUAAAGAUGGUAAAAUGGAGAACCUUGAGAAGAUUGUAGAAAAAUACCCUUGUGCAUUUCCUCGCUGGGUUGGGCCCUUUGCGGUAUUUUUCUAUAUCUAUGAUCCAGACUAUGCAAAGACAUUUCUGAGCAGAACAGAUCCCAAGUCCAGAUUCCUGUAUAGGUUCAUUAUUCCAACUGUUGGAAAAGGACUAGUGAAUUUGGAUGGACCCAAAUGGUCUCAGCACCGUCGCCUACUAACUCCUGGAUUCCAUUUUAAUACCUUGAAAUCGUUCGUCGAGGUGAUGGCUCAAUCCGUGAACAUCAUGCUGGAAAAGUGGGAGAAGAUUUGUGGCUCUCAGGAUGCACUUCUGGAUGUCUAUGAGCACAUCGACUUGAUGACCCUGGACGUACUCAUGAAAUGUAUUUUCAGCUGGGAAACCAACUGCCAAACAGACAGCUCCCAUGAUUAUUAUAUAAAAGCAACAAGUGAAGGCAGCAAUAUCCUUAUACAACGCGUGUACAAUUACUUUUAUCACUGUGACCUAAUUUUCAAAUUAAGCCCUCUGGGCCACCGCUUGCGGGAGAUAAACAAGAUAUUGCAUCAGCAUACAGACAAGAUAGUCAAGGACAGAAGGAAUUCCCUCAAGAAUGAGAAUAAGCAGGCUAACACUCAGAAGAGGAAGUACCGGGACUUCCUGGAUAUUGUCCUUUCUGCUCAGGCUGAAAAUGAUAGCUUCACAGAUGCAGACCUAUGGUCCGAGGUGAACACAUUCAUGUUGGCCGGGCAUGACUCUGUAUUAGCAGGCAUUUCCUGGCUCCUCUACCACCUAGCUCUGUACCCUGAGCAUCAGGAGAGAUGCCGGGAGGAGAUCAGAGCCAUCCUAGGGGAUGGGUCUUCCAUUACCUGGGACCAACUGAGUGAGAUGUCAUACACUACAAUGUGCAUUAAGGAGUCACUCCGCAUAGCUCCUCCAGCCGUGUCCAUUUCCAGAGAACUCAGCAAGCCCAUUACCUUUCCAGAUGGACGCUCUUUGCCUGCAGGAAUGACCGUGGUUCUCAGUAUCUGGGGUCUCCACCACAACCCUGCCGUCUGGGAAAACCCACAGGUCUUUGACCCCUUGAGGUUCUCCCAGGAAAAUAAUAAAAGACACUCCCAUGCUUACUUACCAUUCUCAUCUGGACCAAGGAACUGCAUUGGGCAGAAUUUUGCCAUAGUUGAGAUAAAGGUGAUUGUUGCCUUGAUUCUGCUCCGCUUCCAGAUGACAGUAGAGCCCACCAAGCCUCUUGUCUUCAUGCCCCAUAUUUUCAUCAAACCCAAGAAGGGGAUCUACUUGCACCUGAAGAAACUCCCCUAAUGUUAGAGCCUAGGAGGUGAUGAUUAUAUACAUUUUGUUUUAAAGUUAAAUUAUAGCUCAAGGUCCACAAAAAUUUAGAGUAAUCAAAGUAUGGUAACAGGGUAACAUAGGGUUUCAGUAUGAUUCAGAGAUUUUCUCAUCUUUUCUGUUUGAUUCUGGUUCUUAAUAAUGCCAAAUAUCAAGAAUUUUUUAAGUGGCUUCCAUAUAUUUUCUGCUCUUUUAAAAUCUUUUUCAGAAUUGCAUUCAUAAUACAUGAAUGUAUGCUCAUUGUAAAAGAUUUACAACACUAGAAAAGCUAUGGAGUAAGAGGUAAAAAUCCCAUUUCACAUAGCCACACCUCCCUGCCCAAUCCUACUGCUUUUCCUAAAAACAGAAUAGCUUGGGAUGCAUUCUUUCAGACUUUUUCCUGUACAUUUCAGAUAUGCAUAUGUAUGUACGUAUUCUUAUCUAUGGGAUCAUAUCCAUAUUGUUCUUACUUUUUUCACUCAAUAAAAAUACAUCUCAUUUCUAAUCAUGA